Quercus robur (English oak) is the source of this 1437-nucleotide messenger RNA. Its product is annotated as protein MRG2-like. The transcript is spliced from 10 exons. The record is from RefSeq and is a predicted model, not a curated record. The coding region runs from base 149 to 1084 and encodes 311 amino acids. NCBI's taxonomy places the organism in Eukaryota, Viridiplantae, Streptophyta, Magnoliopsida, Fagales, Fagaceae. Gene Ontology annotation, cellular component: histone acetyltransferase complex; nucleus. Gene Ontology annotation, biological process: regulation of DNA-templated transcription; chromatin organization.
ACAGAAGUGGAGUAAGUACACUGAGGCUUAUUUAAAGAGCGAAACUGAAAAAAAAUAAAUAGGCAAGAAACAAAGAACGCAACCCAAAGAUUCUUGAUUCUUUUACUCUCACGCACAAAACCCCCAAAUUUUCAUCACAGCGAUCAAAAUGGCGAGCACUGAAGCUUUGAUCAGUGACUCGUCGGCGACCGAGUCCGAUAUGGACGUAGACGACGACCCCGAUUCCGCUCCUAACAUCGAUUCCGCUCCUUUCUCCGAAGGAGAGAAAGUCCUCGCUUUUCACAGCUCUCUCAUUUACGAAGCCAAGGUGAGAAAAAUUGAGUACCGGAACAGGGAGUGGAGGUUUUUCGUGCAUUACCUUGGCUGGAGCAAAAACUGGGAUGAAUGGGUAGGCUUGGAUCGCUUGUUGAAGUUCACUGAGGAAAAUGUGCAGAAGCAGCAGGCCCUUGUCCAGAAGCAGAGCAUAGACAAGAAUACAAAGCAAGUGCGAGCGUCACAGAUUAUACCAAAAAGCCCCAACACAGCUAGAGCCAAGAAGCGAAAGAAUGACGCCGCUAGUAAGGAGAAAGGCAUGAUACCACUGGACAAGCUUGCGAAUAUCCAAAUUCCACCACCACUAAAGAAGCAAUUAGUUGAUGAUUGUGACUUUAUUACUCAUUUAGGCAAGCUUGUUAAACUUCCACGUGCCCCAAAUGUUGAUGAAAUAUUGAAGAAGUAUCUUGGUUACAGGAUGAAGAAGGAUAACUCGAUAGCUGAUUCAGUGGGAGAAAUUCUGAAAGGUUUACGUUGUUACUUUGACAAAGCAUUGCCAGCAAUACUUCUAUAUAAAAGUGAGCGUCGGCAAUAUAAAGAAGCAAUUUCAGUUGAUGUCUCUCCUUCAACUGUAUAUGGUGCUGAACAUCUAUUGCGCCUCUUUGUUAAGUUGCCUGAGUUAUUGUACUAUGCUAACAUCGAAGAGGAGACAUUGAUGGAGCUGCAGCAAGAAUUAGUCGAGUUUCUCAAGUUCUUACAGAAGCAUCGGAGUGCAUUUUUCCUCUCAACUUACCAUGUGCCAGAAGAUAUUGAAACCAGCACCAACAAGUAAGAUGUCUAGGUCAAAGAUGUAUUUGCAACAAAUUGAGUAUAGAAUACCAUAGAACUAGCUAAAGCUUUAGGUUGAUGUAUAAUCACCUUUUAGAUUUGAUAUUUUCCUGGAUUCCAAAAUUUGAGAAACCAGAUGUCUGUGUUUCAUGUUAUUAGUUUUGAAAUGUCUUUGUAAACGAGGGUACAUUGCGGGCAAUGUAUAUGGGAGAAACAUGCCGGACAGACAUAUUGCCCUGUAAAGGCCUGUAGUGUACCCCAGAUAUAUGUCAUUAUCUAAUAGCCCUGGAUAGGAACAGUAUGAACAAUUGUAAAUGGUGGAAAUUUGGUGAAUGGAAAUGAGACUACCUGACAGAA